AUCUUAUUAUCUUAUUAAUAUACAUGUCAAUCAUCAAUGGUGCAACAUUACUGUGCCUAUCUUAUGGGCAAAUUCUAAUUUCGCUAAAAAAGAGGUCAUCGAAGCAUUCCUUACAAACUUAAAAACAGAUGAGCAAGAACAAAUAGUAUUCUUUGGCAUUAACAUUCCAUCAAAAAAGUCCCUAUUCGAUCAUUAG
This is a messenger RNA of Racocetra persica, 196 nucleotides long. NCBI's taxonomy places the organism in Eukaryota, Fungi, Glomeromycota, Glomeromycetes, Diversisporales, Gigasporaceae. The record is from the annotation of a GenBank genome assembly.